Messenger RNA from Colletotrichum chrysophilum, 1059 nucleotides. RefSeq lists its product as uncharacterized. Bases 1 to 1059 code for a protein of 352 amino acids. Lineage: Eukaryota; Fungi; Ascomycota; Sordariomycetes; Glomerellales; Glomerellaceae. The transcript is spliced from 2 exons. The record is from RefSeq and is a predicted model, not a curated record.
AUGGCUCCUGUGGUGCCGGACGAGGCCGUUUUCACCUACGACAAAAAGGCUAAAGAGAAGGUCCGGAAAUGCGGGACAAGCGCGAAACGGAAGGCUGUGCAGCUGGGCAAGGCGGCUCGAGUGUUUUCAGCCGUCAUUCACUUCAAUCCGACCUAUGGACAACUGGAUGGAGCUGUCUACAUCCCCGAGGGCCAAAGUAUGCCCGACGUGAACCAGUUUCUGGAGAAAGUCGUCAACGGCACGCACGAGCUUGUGGGCCAACGCCGAGGCACACGUCGUCGACGGAAGACAACCGAUGCCGAACCUAGUCAAAUCUUGAUGGAGACCGGUAACACCAGAAUGGUAGAGGUUGCAAGCAGCAUGAAGGAAGAGCCUGAUUUUGUUGUAACCGAAGUUGCAGGGACGAAUGGAGUUACGAAUGAAGAUGCGGACGCUCCCCACGAAAUUGAGGCUGAUGAGCAUUGCGUCGCCAUCUUCGGCAAUACGGCGUCAGACUGCCAGCGAGACGAGGCCCCUUCGGGCAAAGACCCCAUUAGCUUAGCAGACCAUAGGCUACCUACAGAGACAGCACAGUUCGGCCAAGAUGUCUGCGGCACGGAGGACUAUGUCAUGGGUGGUACUGAUACUGCGAGUGCAAUCAACCAGAGCGAGGAGGACUCAUUCGUCGGUUUACUUGAGUUUGGCUUGCAUGACCUGCUCGAAAUGGAGGGUGACGGCAAUUGUGCACCUGUUUUGGGCCCAGUUGAUGAAAGCGGAUUGGGAAAGCUGGAGGGAGGGUCCACCGACAUCAACUCUGAUCAGGAAAGAUCGCAGAUGGAAAAGACAGGAGGCGAGGGGUUGAUGGAAGCGAGGGCGGAGACGAGCAAGGCAGCCCUAAAGCGAGGGAAGAAAACCCCGAGGACGCCGCCAACUUCUGCGCGCGUCUGCCAUGCCACGAGGAGUUCUCAAAGGAUUCAGCGGUUCCUUUACCUAGUUUUCAAGCAUAUUCGACUCGCCAGGCAGCAAGGAGACUUUCACACCGGGCAUGCUCACCAAACCACGCUGGGCGCUCAUCAGUGA